Messenger RNA from Adineta ricciae, 1101 nucleotides. The record is from the annotation of a GenBank genome assembly. NCBI's taxonomy places the organism in Eukaryota, Metazoa, Rotifera, Eurotatoria, Adinetida, Adinetidae.
AUGCAAAAAUUAUUUACAAACUUAACAAAUCCUAAAGGAACAUUAUUCAAUGAAAUUAAAACCAAAAUUGAAAAAAUUCCAAAUUAUCUAACAAAACAUAAUGAAUUACUUAAACAAAUGAUACAUGAAAUAAUAUCAACAAUGAAAAUCGUUUCCACAGCUGAUAAUAUGGAUGAUUUACGAAAAAUAAGUAUUGAAAUGCAUAAAAUUAUGAUUAUUCAAACCUAUCAAUUGCUAUGGAUGACAUAUUUGAAAUCUAGUACAGGACAAUUAUUAAUUGAUUCAAUAAUGCAAACAGAAUUAAUCUGGCCAAAAGAGAUUAAAACAAUGGUACAAACAAUACAAACAGGCGGCAAAAGUGUUAUCAGACAUGAAACUUAUUUGGAAUUUGUCAAUUCUUAUCUCAAUGCAUUAGAAAAUUAUUUAAAAAAAUAUAAAUUAGAAUUGAAUUGUCAAAUUAAUAACUUUCAAUAUUAUAGUUUGGGAAUAAAACAACAUAUUGAAAAAUAUCUUGAAAAACAACUUGAAUCUUUUCGUAUGGAAAUUGAACAUAAAGUUGAACUUGUUCAUUAUGAUUAUCAAAUUCGAGCAUUAAAAGUAGACUAUUUUCGACAUAAUCCAAAUGAUCAACAAAAACAAAUCAUAGAACGAAUGUGUCGUGAUAAAUAUGAACAAAAAAUUACAGAAGAAGAAUAUAAAUUUCUUCAACAACAGAUUGCUUAUUAUAAUUCGCCAAGUCAAUCAUUUGAAUCCUCGCCACUGGCUCACUGUCCAUUGACAGAUUCAAUAGAAAAUCCAACUAUUCGACAAAAUUUAUUCAAACAAUAUAAAGAAGUUGCUGAACAAUCAAGAACUGAAAUGUUUAAUCUAUAUUUGAAAACAGCUGAAGAUCAACGAAUGACAUGUAAAUAUAAAUAUGAUACUAGUAUGAAGGAAUUGUGGUCAAAUCAACAUCAUCACUCGGCUGUUGAUCAGAACAACGUAUUGUCCAAAAUAAUGAUCGAUCUUAUUGACGAACGCUGUACAAAAAUUGGUGAACGUAUUCAAUGUAUAUACCAAUUUAAAGCAACACAAUUUAUUCAAUCAAACUCAAAAUUAUAA